CAGAGAUUAGCUGUGCUGCCCCUUAGCUCCCAGCUGGUACUCUGAAGCUUCUCACUCCCACCGCCUGGCAUCCUCUCGACAACACACAAGUCUCCUUGUUUCUGGACUAUAAUGCAAAAAUGAAUUUGAUACAGAUUAGUUUAACUCUGCUGUCCCUUGCAUCCCAUGCUCUCCUGUGUCUGGGUAUUCAAGAACUCCAUGUGAGCCCUGAGAUAGCAGGCAAGAUCUCUGUUGCAGCACAAAGAAUGCAGUGCUCAGCAUUGGUGGAUGUGCUUUUCCUACUUGAUGGCUCCAAUAGUAUUGGAAAAGGAAGCUUUGAAAGGGCCAAACAUUUUGCAAUGAAGCUGUGCGAUGCUCUGGAUAUUGGUGCCGACAGGGUAAAAGUGGGCGUCAUACAAUACAGCACAACCCCCCAGCUGGAAUUCCGUCUUGAUUCAGCUGCUAAUAAAGAGGCUGUUAAAGGGAAGAUCAAGGAAAUUACUUUUAGGGGAGGGAGCACAGAAACAGGUCGGGCUCUGAAAUAUGUUUUACGCAAAGGAUUCCCUGGGGGAAGGAACUCUGAGGUACCAAAGAUCCUUAUCAUUUUGUCUGAUGGAAAAUCCCAAGGAAAUCUUCUUGUUCCAGCUACUCAGUUGAAGGAAAAAGCCAUUGAGAUCUUUGUAGUUGGAGUGAGAUUUCCCAGAUGGGAGGAACUCCAUGCUUUGGCUAGUGCACCGCUGGAAGAGCACGUCCUGUUUGCAGAGCACGUGGCUGAUGCAGUGAAUGGCCUGACCAGUUCUUUAACUAACUCGUCUCUCUGCAAUGCUGCACCAUCAGGCUGCCAUAUUCAGUCUUACCCUUGUGAACGAAAGACCUUGGAAACUGUGAAAGAACUGACUGGGAAUUAUGUUUGUUGGAGAGGCUCCUCAGGUCUGAGUAGUGUGUUUUCUGGGAACUGUCCAUUCUACAGCUGGAAACGUUUCUUCAACAAACAUCAGAGCCGUUGCCACAGAACAGUUUGCCCAGAUCCCUGUGACUCUCAGCCAUGCAAGAAUGGGGGCACAUGUAUCCCAGAGGGAGUAGACAAGUAUUACUGUAUCUGCCCUGUUGGAUUUGGCGGGGAUGGUAGUUGUGCUCCAAAGUUAAGUCUUGAAUGCAGCGUUGACCUUCUCUUCUUGGUGGACAGUUCAGCGGACUCUUCCCUAGAAAGCUUCAUGCGCCACAAAUCCUUCUUAAAAAGGUUCAUACAAGCAGCACUUUCUGAAGACUCUCAAGUCAAUGUUGGAGUCGCACAGUACAGUAAUGAAGUACAAAUGGUAGUCAAAAUAAGAGAAUAUCAGGAUAUUCCAGAGCUACUGAAAUUCAUAGACGGCAUGCGUUUUAUGGGAGGGGGUAUCUUUACUGGGAAAGCCAUUCGGUACAUCACCCAACAUGGAUUUAAAAACACCCCUGCCUUUGCGGAUAUACGUGACGAUCUUCCACGUGUUGUGGUUAUUCUCACAGAUUCUCCAUCUCAAGAUUCUGUAAUAGAACCAGCAAAAUAUGCCAGGGAUCAUGAGGUCUUCUUCAUUGGAGUAGCUGGUGAAUCUACACAGGACGAAAUAGCUGAGAUAGUGGGAAACACCCAACAAAUUAUAACCUAUUCCAACCCCCAGCAGCUGUUCAACCAGCUGCCAGAGCUUCAGAAGAAAAUCUGCAGUGUAGAUGUUCAAGGCUGCCAGGCACAACCUCUGGAUCUUGUCUUUGUGGUGGAUGCAUCUGCUGGUGUUGGAAAAGAAAACUUUAACCUACUAAGAAAUUUUAUCACAACUCUUUCUCUUCAGUUUGACAUCAACCGUGAUGUGACCCAAGUGGCUCUUGUUACAUAUGGCACCCAGCCAAAAGUUAUCUUUGCACUGGACACGCACGAUACAAGUUCAGGUUUGCUCCACGGGAUCAGUCGGGCUGCUUAUAUCGGCGGUCCUGCUUCCACUGGUAGUGCAUUACUACAUGUCUACAAUGAGGUGAUGACCAUCCAAAAGGGAGCUCGGCCUGGUGUAAACAAGGCUGUAGUUGUCAUUACUAAUGGAAGAGGAGCAGAAGAUGCAUCUGUCCCUGCUAGGAAGCUGCGAGACAAUGGCAUAUCGGUUUUUGCAGUUGGCCUAGGCGAUAUCCAGAAGAAUAUCUUGCUACGGAUUGCUGGAUCUAACAAGUUCUUAACCCACAUUCCUUCUUAUGAUGUAUUUAGUCAAUAUGAAGAUGCCCUUGUCCAAAGUGUAUGUGAAGUGGCAAAGUCCCCAGUGAACCUUUGUAAACCCAACCCCUGCAUGAACGACGGAGUAUGCGUCCUACGCAAUGGCAGCUACCGCUGUGAAUGUCAUGGCUGGGAAGGACCGCACUGUGAAAACAGAAUAUUACGAGGUGAUACACACUUGCCUCUGGGACUGGCAAGUAAAAUACGUCGGCAAAGACAUUCCUCUACCUCACAUCGCCGGUACAAGGCAGCAUCAAACCGAAAACAACACAAAGCUUAUCAGUGACAAUUGUCUUAAAAUGUUGGUGUGAUCCAUUGAUGGAUACUUAGAACCCUAAAGACCACCAUGAUAGCAUCAGCCAAGAAGAGUGUUUUGUUCAGACUCACAUUCUGUAAGCAAGAGGCCUAGUCAUUUCCUUAGCUGUUAAGAUCCGAUGAUGCUGUGGAUUAAUGUAUUGCAAUGUAUGUAGAACUUCCUGAGAUGUAUUUGCGAAUCUGUGUACCCACAUGUUUGGGGAGUUCUUAACCAAAGGUCAUUUAUUUACUUUAUUUAUACGCACAUUGUUGUUGUUCUUGUUUGUAUUUAGUUACAACUGAACUUUUAUUUUGUACUUUAGUAAGUUGAAAGCUCAUUGUACUAUAUGCUGCUUAUUAGUAUUUUACUACCUACACUAUGAAUUUUAUAGUUUUUAACUUCCUAAUCUAAUAUUCAUAAUUGUUAUGUUUAGCCAAAUAAAGCCCCAGCAUGUGCUCAGAAACAUAUUUAAAAAAAAACAACAAGCAAACAUUUUUAAAUCACUUUUACAUUGUUAAAACAAACAAAAAGCUAAAUGUUAAAAUAUUUUUGUACAAAAUAGCAAAUAUUUUAAAAUUUUUCUUUUUAAAUAUUUUGUUGAAUGAAUAUGAUAUACCUCAUAUUAUUUUAAAUAGACAGUACAUUUUAUGUUGUGGUUAUUUGACCCGAGCACAAUUGAUGAAAUAUAAUAAUUUUAUAUUUAUAGUUUAUUUUUUAGACUGUGUUUAUAAAGACCCAUGAAAAGCAGUAUAAUGUUUACCAUACAACUGUUCUCCCUCAUAGUUAUUAUGUAAAGGAUUGUAAAUCACCUACCAUAUUGUAUAAACAAUGUUUCCAACUAUUAGAAA
Messenger RNA from Bombina bombina (fire-bellied toad), 3355 nucleotides. RefSeq names its product von Willebrand factor A domain containing 2 (gene VWA2). Gene Ontology annotation, biological process: calcium-independent cell-matrix adhesion. The record is from RefSeq and is a predicted model, not a curated record. Gene Ontology annotation, cellular component: basement membrane. The transcript is spliced from 14 exons. Gene Ontology annotation, molecular function: calcium ion binding. Lineage: Eukaryota; Metazoa; Chordata; Amphibia; Anura; Bombinatoridae. The coding region runs from base 120 to 2498 and encodes 792 amino acids.